This is a messenger RNA of Eucalyptus grandis, 854 nucleotides long. RefSeq lists its product as uncharacterized. Lineage: Eukaryota; Viridiplantae; Streptophyta; Magnoliopsida; Myrtales; Myrtaceae. The record is from RefSeq and is a predicted model, not a curated record. The transcript has a single exon. Gene Ontology annotation, molecular function: polysaccharide binding. The coding region runs from base 48 to 851 and encodes 267 amino acids.
CCAAGCGAUUCUUUACCAGUUUCUCUUUGCCAGAAGACAACAGAGGCAUGGUUAACGCCCUCGGUUCUAUGAAUAUCCAUCAGGUGUUGCUACUCACUCUUGUUCUAUUUCCAGCAAUAGCUUGUAGUGCCAAGAGUAAUCGGCUGGGCGUUUCAUCCUGUGGUGAUAUUCACAAUAUACGAUAUCCGUUUCGAUUAAAGAGUGAUCUAAAAGAACGUGGUGUCUACAAGCUGAAUUGUGAAGAUAAUCACACUGUUUUACAUCUUGAUAAGGGCCGAUUCUACGUGCAGUCUAUCAAUUAUACCUCUAAUCAAAUCAGAUUGGUUGAUGACGGAUUGCAAAAGGAUAAUUGCUCAUCUCUCCCUCGUCAUUCAUGGGCGUUGUAUAACUUCGAGAAUAGUGACAAUUUAAUCAACCCAUACUAUAGGGGCGACAAAGGUACAUUGGUCAUCGUGAACUGCUCAAAGCCAGUUAGGAAUCUAUUCUAUAUCACUGCCGGUCCAUGCAUUAUGGGGUCAUACUCUUCCAACACAUCAUUGUAUUGGAACUUGUACGCUUUGGUCAAUCCAAAAGCAUCGGAUGUUAGGGAUUUUUGCACCACUUACAGGUGGACAUGGGUAUCAUUUAAUUUUGGGGGUGAAGAGCAGAUUAAUAGCAGCUCCUACAACUACAAGCUAAUCCAUAAGAUCAUGACUGAUGGAUUCAGUCUCCCCUUUCCACAUUCAAGGACGAAAGUUUUCAUGUGCUUCUUUGAUUUCUUCAACAUCUACUAUGGUUCUGCGAGUUGCAAAUCCUUUCAAUACUAUGGUAAGCAUCUGUUAGCAAUGAAAUUUUACCGCCAUUUUGCAUGAUUA